ACUUCAACGGAGACAUCAGUUGGCCCAUAUUUCUUCAAAUUCAGACCUUCAACCUAGAUGGCCAGACGCCUCUUUCGGUGAAGUUGAGUUUGAACUAGCCUGGACCAGCUUCCUUUCUGAACCUGAAGCUGAAGGCAAGGACCCUGAACCUGAUAAAGAGGCCCUGAAGCUGAAAUGAAGGCAGAAGGCAUUAUUUAAUGCAGAUAAAAUGGCGAUUUCUCAUGCGACAAGCAGAUUUUCCCGUGUACAACUACAAACUACGAUGUAGUUGAUGACUGUCUCUAUCGACUGCUGCACAGUGAAUGCUCGAUUAAUCCCCUGCUCCCAAGUCCCAAGUCCCAACCAUCGAAGUACAUUCAUUCAAGCUUGUCUGAGAGGGGGACGCUAGAAAAAACAAAGAGCGGAUAGCGUGCGGAAGAAUGGGCGGCAAGAAGAAGAGUGACUUGACGCAGCAGCAAAAUGAGGAGGGCAACACCGCCAUCGGAGGCAGCGCCGGCGGCGAUGGUGAUGGAGCAGCGGCACCAGCGGAGCCUCAAGAUGAGGCUGUGGCUGGGGUAGUGGAGCAAGAGGAGGAAGAGAACGACGAGGAGGUAGAAGAGGAAGAGGAGGGCGGUGAGGAAGGUGCUAAGGGAGGAGUAGAAGCUGAGCGGCCCAAGCUCGCUGAUGGCUUUUACGAGAUUGAAGACGUCAGGAGGAAAAGGGUUCGUAAGGGGCAAACCCAAUAUCUCAUCAAAUGGCGUGGUUGGCCGGAGACAGCAAAUACCUGGGAACCUUUGGAGAAUCUGCAAUCCUGUUCCGACGUUAUCGAAGCAUUUGAAGAGAGUCUGCGUUCGGGCAGGAGUCGUUCUUCUCGUAAGCGUAAAAGGAAGUAUGGAGGUCCUCAUACUCAGCCCAAGAGGAAGCAGCGUGUGGGUGUUCUACCUGGUCUUAAGUUCAGCGGUGAACCUCCACCUCUGCCCUCGGAUCCUCUUAACAAGUCAAACCUUGGCAGUCCUACGCCUCCUGCUGCUGAUGGAACAGAAGCGGGUGAAACAAGCCAAGGAAAGCAUUCCAGGGAUGAGGGAAAGAAGCAAGGAGAUGCCAUGAAUGUGGCGGGGACUGAGCGCCCAACUAAUAAUGGAUCUGCAAACAUCUCCAUUGAACCUAAACUAAACAAAGAAGUAAAUGAAGCUGAUCCUAAAUUGAGUGAGCUUAAAGGAACAAUGCCUCCAGAUGAAGCAAAUGCUAGGAAGUUAUCAAUAAGUUUCUCUGAUACCAAGAAUACUGAGGAAGAUGAUCUUAUGAAUGGGAUUUCAAAAGUUGAGUCUGUGGAGCCUGCUCAGAGCAGUCGUUUCACGGGUGCUAAGAAGAGGAAGUCUGGGUCUGUAAGGAGGUUUAAACAGGAUUCAGCCUCAGGUGAACCUGAUGAUGCUCAAAAUCCGAUGGCAAGAAGCACACUUGAAUCUCGUGAUAGAGUUGAACCACCAGGGAUGGAUGAUGCCGAGUCCAUGGGGGAUGAUGUGGGUAACAAGAACAAGUUAGACGAUUCAACAAAUCCAUAUUCUAUUACAAAGAUCAUCAAACCUAUUGGAUAUUCAGCUUCCAUAUUGAACGAUACCCAAGAUGUGUUGGUAACUUUCUUGGCAAUGAGGUCAGAUGGUAAAGAAGUGGUGGUGGAUAGCAAAUUUCUGAAGACAAAUAAUCCCCUCCUGUUAAUAAGCUUCUAUGAGCAGCAUCUCCGCUAUACUCCUACAUGAAACAAUAUACUCAUAAGUUUCAGGACACUUGAAGGAGGCUUUACAGAAGUGCUCUAUUGGCUGGAAGGUCACAAUUAAUAGUCUACCGGCAGGCCAAGUUUUGUUUAUCUGCAUGUGUGCUUCUUAAGGUGCCUCCUGUGCAGUACUGUUUUGCUAUACCAUAAUUAGAAACCUACUCAAACUUACACAAGUUUCAUCAGUGAUGCACUUCAUCCCUGGUGGCUACUUUUGUUGUAAUAUGUUCCUUGGCUUUUGCCUUCUUGUAUUCCAUAGUUUUGAUUAUUCCCAUUAAACUGGGAUAAAUCUUCAUGACGAUUGUCAUCCUCAACUAUGUAGACUUUAUCAUGAGCCUUAAUACCGUUCUACAUGGGAAAUAAGAUCUCAUGGAGGUUCAAUUAUGUCCCUUGAGAACUUGAAGGAGAGGAAAAAUAGGAUAUUUGAAUUGAAAUGCAUUUCUAAGGAAGCCUUGGGAAAUAGAGAGAACAAUGAGAUCAGCAGUGUCUCAUUUUGAAGGAA
Molecule: messenger RNA, 2252 nt
Organism: Nelumbo nucifera (sacred lotus)
Lineage: Eukaryota; Viridiplantae; Streptophyta; Magnoliopsida; Proteales; Nelumbonaceae
Product: chromo domain-containing protein LHP1-like
Biological process (GO): heterochromatin formation
Cellular component (GO): nucleus
Source: RefSeq, a predicted model, not a curated record